UAGCUCGCCUCAUUCAGUUUCAUUCGAGUUGAGCGUCGAGAUUCAUUCUAUCAAUGCAAAUUAUUGAUUUUGUCUGACUUUUGACUUGCAUCAAUCAUGUGGGGGUGACGAAGUGGGGUGUUCGGGGCGUAUUUAACCAAAAACCAAACUUAUAAUCCACAAAUUAUUAUGCUGGUUGAGUGCAUCUGAUAAUCCAUUAUAAAGAACACAAUGGCCAAAUCAUAUUUCGGUGCGGUCGAUGAGUACGGAUUCGAGAGGCAUGAGGACUUCGAUUACGGUAGCUACGAGGCUUUUAUGUCGAAUUACUUGAAGGUACUGGCAUCGAGGGCGCAAAAAUGGGCCAUUCUACUCGGCGAUGAUGGAAAGUCGGUCAAACGCACCACAACUGUUAAGAGAUACGUCCGCAAAGGAAUACCUAGUGAGCACCGACCUUCAGUAUGGAUGGCUAUAUCCCAGGCAGAGAUCAUGAAAGAACAAUCUCCAGACUUAUAUCAGAAAAUUCUGGAUGGGCCAUUUGAAAAGGAACUGGUGGAUCUGGUGAAGACAGACUUGCCUCGGACGUUCCCAGACAAUAUAUACUUCACCAAAGAGGCCAAUCAUCAGACCCACCUGUUUAAUAUACUCAUAGCUUACGCACACAACAACAGAGUGGUAGGCUACUGCCAGGGACUCAAUUAUAUUGCAGGUUUGCUGCUUCUGGCGACUAAAAAUGAAGAGACAUCAUUCUGGCUGUUAAAAGUUCUUGUUGAGAAGAUUCUGCCGGAUUACUACACAAAGACUAUGGAUGGCCUCAUUGUGGACAUAGAAGUGUUGUCAGAACUAGUCAAGUCUAAGGUGCCUGAUGUACACCAACAUGUUAUUAAUUUGGGCCUCCCGUGGGCAGUGAUAACCACAAAAUGGUUUGUCUGUUUGUUCGCUGAAGUUCUCCCCAUCGAAACAGUGCUACGGAUAUGGGACUGUUUAUUUUACGAAGGUUCAAAAAUCCUGUUCAGAGUGUGUCUGACGCUAAUACGGCAGAAUAGACAAAAGAUAAUGUCAUGCAAUGACUUCACAUCCCUGGCGGAGUGCUUCAAGUCCAUUGUAAAGGAUUACAGUGCAUUGCAUUGUCAUGAAUUUAUGGAGAAAAUAUUCACCGUACCUGGCUCUCUAUCGAACUCAACUAUAAUAAAGCUGAGAGAGCGGUUCGCGAAGCAGCGCCGUGAGCAACAGCAGAAGGAGCCGCCGCGAUGAGCUGCCCCGGACCACGCCGACAAUCGUGUUCUGAUCUCAAGCCACACAACCAAAUUGUACAUUAUACACUACUACUUAACACCUCUACUUAUACACUAUGACAACAUAUAUUUUGGAUCUCUAUACUUUUUAUUACCAACAAGUAAAUAAAUGAGGUCUAUUAUUCAAAUCCUACGAAUUUAUGUUUCUUAGGAAAUGUAGGGAGGUUACGCUAUUGAAAUAUUUACAUUCAUAGCUUGUUCCAAUUGUUUUAAUAGCUUCGUAUGGCGAAAGGUUAAUCGCCGCUGUUAUGAAACAAAGUAUAUCGAGCUUGUUGCGAUUUUGUACAAACAUUUACUAGUCUUUAUAUCCUUGCAUGUUUAGUAGCUAUUAAUUGAAUACCGGACAAAGAAACGAGUUGCGCUGAGGUUUUUUAUUUCCUAAAGUCAUGACAAACUCCUAAUGAUAUGCUCUGAAAGAUCAAUCAUCUCAAAAUAUAUCAUUUAAAUGAACUUCAUGACAUUAGUUGUUGCUAAUGUGGUGUUCCAGCUUUAUCUGCGAUCCUGAAUACAGGAUUGCAAAUAAUUUUGCUAAGUUAGUGUUAAGUUUAUAAUGUUGUUUUACAUAUCAUUAAAGUAUUUUUGUUUGUAGUAUUAUUUUUUUGCUGUUAAUUAUUGUGUCAGUUUUAUUAGAUUUGUAUUGUACCUGUAAACUGUAACAUAAGAUAUGAACAAAGUGAGCAUUUUACUAACUAUUUUACUAAUAAUUUCCAUACUAAUAAAUUAUUAUAAUGGGUUCGCUGCCACUUGCAGUACUAACAUUGAACUAAUUAGAAAUGGGUAUUGGUUCCCUUGUCACUAAAAAUAAAAGAGUAGAACAUCAGUCAUUGUUUACUUUGAACUUGUCAGCCAGCAAAAUAAUAAAAAGUUUUCUUCUUUAGUAAAUAAUUCAGAGUAAAGAUAUUUAAUAAUGCAUUUGAAUGAAAUGUUGGUGUCUAAACACUAUCUCUAUAAUUCACUUACUUAUAGUUCUUUUACUCUCUCAUUAUAGUUGUUAUAUUGGCUGACUAAAUUCAUUACUUUUGCCUAAUACGACUGAUGUCCUUUUAGUUUUUAAUGUAGACUAAAACAAUUGAUAUUUUUCGUAGUUUAAAAAUAUUCGCCAACCUUAUUAUUUAAGGUUUUUCUUUAACUUUUGCACAGUAAAUAUAUUUUUCUAUAUAUGUAUUUUACUAAAUAGGUGCUAAAUAUUUAUGUAUGCUACAAAAAUCGUACAAUCAUUGAUUAAAAAUUAAUGUAUGAUAGUUUCUGAUAUUUAUUAGAUACUAAUUUUGAAUUUGGUGUAGUUAUUGAUAAUUAAAGUGUUUAUUGUUCACGCGAGCCUAUUCAACAUAGCUAAGCAUGUUGUUAUGCUGAGUAAAACUUAGUUUUACAUGGCUUGAAAUUUUUUUAUGCAGUUAGUUAAUGAUUUGCUCAAAAUUAUCUGUGUUAGGUAUGUGUGUAGAAAUUAUAAUGUUAUUGUAACAUUAACAUACAUAGUAUCAUGUGACACCUUUAAUUCCCAAGGUGGUAGGUGCACAUAUACUAUGUAACACCCAUACAUCAUUGUAUUUUACAAAAAAAAUAUUUUUACUCUAAUACUACUUAAAUUUUUCACACAAAAAUGUGGACAAUAACUUUCACAUGCCAUUUAAUAAAAAUUACAACUUUAUAAUCCUACACAAUAAUUUUUAUAACUCCAUAAGAGUCACAAUUCUAAAUUUAAUAGUACAUAAAUAGGAAUUUUUGAAUAAAUUUUGUCAAUAGAUUCAUUAUUAAUAUAUGUAAUACAUGUUUAGUAUAGGAAAUGUACUAUGAAUGUAUUUUCUUAUAACCUCUUUUGAUGGUUUCUCUUUGGAUCCUGUGUAUUGUGCUGUGAUUAGCAAGCUGCUCUACCCAAUUCCAGUUUACUGUUAGGAUAGGCUAUGGAACCUGUAUUUGGAUGUUCAACAUGACAGAAUAGACUAUUGAGACGUUCAAA
Messenger RNA from Spodoptera frugiperda (fall armyworm), 3228 nucleotides. Its product is annotated as growth hormone-regulated TBC protein 1-A. Lineage: Eukaryota; Metazoa; Arthropoda; Insecta; Lepidoptera; Noctuidae. The record is from RefSeq and is a predicted model, not a curated record. The coding region runs from base 211 to 1230 and encodes 339 amino acids. The transcript is spliced from 6 exons.